AUGGCAACGAGAUGGACGUUGCUGGGCACGGUCCGCAACAGCGCUUGGCAGCGCGCCGUCUUGGGGCCCGGAAGGACGCAACAGCAGCAUAGUGUGGCGCAGCCAAGAGAGUGGACGAGAGAGCCACCGUCGCGGACUCCAUCAGCACGAAGGCCGAGGGGCGAGCCGGGGUGGAAGGAGCCGAGGAUCUUCCAAGAGCACUCUCGCCUUCGGUCCGGCCUUGUCGUCGAAGAUGUACCAGAGGUGCUGGCAGGUCUGCGGGAGCUGCUGCUGAAGAAGCCCAAGCUGUCUGUCAGCCCGGGCGAGCGCAAGGAUCACGCGGCCAUGGUCAAGCUGCUCAGGGCUCGUCGCGACGAGAUUGACGACUGGGCCACUCUGACCACCUUUGCGGAAACAAGACUGCUCAAAAAGGACUGGUCCGCGUUUCUUGGCCUCGUUCUGCUUCAUCUCAGGAGCGACAGGCACGACGAUGUCCGCCUCCUCGUCCUCAAGGCGCUGGAGGAUCUCCCACCUCCCAAUAUCCAGGGCGACCUAGUUGCGCUCUAUGCGGCUGCAUCGACUUUAGAAGAUACAGUCGCACUGACCCGCAGGCUGCCGCCCGCCAAGGUCCACUUCAACACCGCAUUUGAGGCGCAAUUCGGCGGCACGGGCGCGCCGUUGACAGUCAAGCGCGCCUGGAAACUCAUGUCGCGCGAGUGGGUACAGACUGAUCGGCCUCUAGGAGCGCCCGACGAAGCAGUCAGCCAAUGGAGCCAGGAGAAGGAGGGGCGCCAUGUCCGCCAUGCAAUCCUAGCAUGGGGGCUAGAUUGUCUGGGUGAGGCGCCGCAGUUCAAUUGGCUCGCUCGUCGAUUCGGCACUCUCCUCUCUGCCGCGCCGGCCAGCCGAGAUUUGCGAUCGAUUGCGAUGCUCAUUGAGACGGCCAUCGAGGCCAAAGAUAGCUGGCUUUCCGUCGUACACGACGAUGACGACAUGGCCAACUGGAAUGCAUGGACAUUCGCCACGCUCUUCUCGUCGCUUCUCGCGGCAGGACAGACGACGCUGGCGGACAGGGUCUGGUCAAUGUACUGCGAUGUGCGAGGACCCGACCGCACAACAGACAUCAGAGUCGCCAAUGCGAUCCUCGACGGCCAUGUGACCCGAAAGGACUGGGGUGCCGUCGCAGAGACAUGGAAGAGCAUUGCCAACCCAGACGACUACACGUCCACGACGAUGCUCGUGGCGCUGUUCCGAUCUAAUGACGUCGAUGGGGCCAUGCGACUCUUUGCGCAGAAGCGAGCCGAGAAGGCGACUCGCGUAGAGAUGUGCAAUGCAGUACUAUUGGGUCUCUAUCUUCAGAGGAGAGACGAACAGGCCAACGCGCUAUUUGACGAGAUGCUCCACUCCUCCGACCUUCCCAAACCCAACGUGACGACGAUCAACACCAUGCUCCGAGCCCAUGGUCGACGCAAGGAUGGUGCCCGGCUCACAGCGGCACUCCGGACUAUGUCAGACCUUGGGCUGGAUCCAGAUGUAUACACUUCGACGACGUUUCUUGACGCUCUCUUACGCAUGGGACAUGGACGGGAGGCACUCUCCAAGGUCGUCGAGAUCAUGCAUCAAAUGAGCGCGCGUCCCAAUGCUGUGACUUUGACAGCCAUGAUCAAAGUGCUCGUGUCGCCCAACGAGGAGCAGGAUGAACCGGCUAACCUGACGGCAGCCUUGGCUGUGCUCGAGCGCAUGGAGGACACGGGCCCACGACCGAAUGAAGUGACGUACACUGCGGUCAUGGCAUCGCUCUUCAGGCACCUGCAGGGGCACAAGGUCGAAGAGCAGGUCGAUUUGGCCCUCUCGCUGCUGGACCGCAUGCGCAGACUGAGGCUGGAGCCAAAUAGGAUCACGUACCACACAAUGCUCGACGGUCUCUUCCGAUCCGUCAGGCUGUGCGUCAACCAGGGGAAAGAGGCCGCGGCACAGCAGAUGCUCGAGCGCGCGCUUGGCCUGAUCGAUGAGAUGGGAAGAGAGGCAGCCGAAGCGAACCGUCCCGUCAGCCGGACAUGGAUCCUCGUUCUCGAUGCGCUGAGCGAGCUUUCGCGCUCGCCCUCCAGGGCGAGCACAUGCCCUCGCUGCAAGACACCAGAGUCAGGCAGCGUUGGGAUCACACUCAAGACGAUGUGA
This is a messenger RNA of Acaromyces ingoldii, 2154 nucleotides long. RefSeq lists its product as hypothetical. The transcript has 2 exons. Gene Ontology annotation, molecular function: protein binding. Bases 1 to 2154 code for a protein of 717 amino acids. The record is from RefSeq and is a predicted model, not a curated record. Lineage: Eukaryota; Fungi; Basidiomycota; Exobasidiomycetes; Exobasidiales; Cryptobasidiaceae.